AUGGCUGUUCCAUCGGAAAAUGCUUCAUCUCCGAAGCAAGUUCACAUCUUGAUCAUUGGUGCAGGCCUCACAGGUCUUAUUCUAGCUCAAGCUAUACGAAACUUCAAUCAAUCUGAAAAGAGCGCUCAAUCAGGAGUCAAGUACAGCUACUCCAUAUUUGAGCGAGACGACCGUGCGUUCGCACGUGGCGGUGGAUGGAGUCUGACGAUUCACUGGGCCCUGACGGAUCUGCGGAACGUUCUCCCGCGUGAUAUCAUAUCUCGUUUCGAGGACUGCUUGGUCAACCCUGAGGCUGCGGAGAAGGGAAUACCUGGUAAUUUCCAAUAUCUAAACCUCAAGACCGGGGCAAGGCAGGAGGCAUGGCCAAUCCCACUUGGUGCGGCUUCAAGAGUCUCAAGAGAGAAAUUGUUAGCCCUUUUAAUGGAGGGACUUGAUAUCAAGUGGUCGAAAGCGUUGGACACUAUCAGCUACCCUUCAUCAACGACAGUUACAGCCCAGUUUACCGACGGAACCAGCGAAACAGGCAACCUGAUAGUUGGCUGCGAUGGGUCUAGAUCCGCAGUUAGACGCAACCUUUGCCCGACUACGUAUCAAAAUAACCGACUUCCAGUCCGCCUAAUAGGCAUGCGGGUUGAGUUUCCCGUUGAAAGGGUCCAAGUUUGCAAGGAGAUUGACGUACACUUCUUUCAAGGUGGCGAUCCCGCGACCAAUGUCUACUUUUGGUUCUCCUUUAUCCACCUGCCACGACCAUCAGAUGAUCUCAAAGUUGCUACAUGCCAGAUUAUGCUAAGUUGGCCAUAUAGAGCCGGCUUUCUGGGCCGAGCCGAGCCAACAGACAUGCCGGCUACAAACCAGCAGCGCCUGGCAUGGCUUCGAUCAUUGGCUAGUGAUUGGGCAGAGCCGUUCCGCGGGAUCGCCAACGACAUUCCGGAGGAGACGGAACUCCGGGAAAUUGUGCUAGAGGACUGGCCGCCCCAAGCAAACGGCUGGGAUAACCACAAUGGAACGGUAACUCUCGUGGGAGAUGCUGCCCACGGCAUGACUAUGUUUCGAGGCGAAGCGGCGAAUCAUGGCGUGAUUGAUGUGUCAGUCCUGACCAAGCUUUUAUUCAGCGACAAUGUCUGUCAGCAAAAGGACAAUGCGUUGAGUUUAGCCGUCCAGGCUUAUGAAGACGAAAUGAUUGGGCGAACUCGCCCUGCGGUUCUCAAAUCCAGACAGGCAUGCAUCGAUGCAAACAACUACGAGUCUGUAAACGCGGAAAGCCCAUUGAUUGCGAAGAGAGUUGUGAGGGAUUAA
Messenger RNA from Trichoderma aggressivum f. europaeum, 1296 nucleotides. RefSeq lists its product as uncharacterized. The coding region runs from base 1 to 1296 and encodes 431 amino acids. NCBI's taxonomy places the organism in Eukaryota, Fungi, Ascomycota, Sordariomycetes, Hypocreales, Hypocreaceae. The transcript has 2 exons. The record is from RefSeq and is a predicted model, not a curated record.